UCCACAGGUUAAAAAAUUAUCCAAAAGGCUCAUCCAAACUCCAACUGUAACCAGCCAUGUUGAUCUAGAUUAGGCAAACUUCUGGUACAAAUUCUUUUCUUUAUUUUUUAUAUAUAAAGUCUUUAUCUAGUUGGCCGGACAGCCAGCCAACCAGCCAGCAAUCCUUCCAGGAUUGUCAUUGCCUCUGCCUUCUGAGAAAAAGAGAAUUGGAAAUGGCACAUCCUUACAAUUUUGAAGACACUGCUUCUGCUCACCAUUCCGAGUCUCUUGAAAUUCAUCAAACUGGCAUCAGUGUCACUGAUGAGGAAAUUAAUGAUAACCCAAUAGAGGAAGUGAGGCUCACAGUUCCAAUAACUGAUGAUCCCAAGCAGCCAGCUUUAACUUUCCGAACAUGGGUUCUGGGACUAUCUUCAUGCUUCCUUUUAGCAUUUGUGAACCAGUUUUUUGGUUACCGCCAGAAUCAGUUGUAUGUAGGUUCAGUUUCAGCUCAAAUUCUUGUCCUGCCAAUCGGAAAACUAAUGGCUGCAACUCUUCCGGACAAACAAUUCCGAAUCCCAUUCACGGCAUGGUCGUUUUCGCUGAAUCCGGGACCCUUUAGCCUGAAGGAACAUGCGUUGAUCACCAUUUUCGCUGGCUGUGGCUCGGGCAGUCCUUAUGCAGUGAGCAUCGUCACAAUUGUCAAGGCGUUCUAUCACAGACAGCUAAACCCAGUUGCUGCAAUGUUGUUAGUUCAAACAACUCAGUUGCUUGGAUAUGGAUGGGCUGGUUUAUUCAGAAAAUACCUUGUUGAUUCUCCAUACAUGUGGUGGCCAGCAAACCUGGUACAGGUCUCUCUGUUCAGGGCACUGCAUGAAAAGGAAAAGAGGCCUAGAGGAGGAGUAACCAGGCUACAAUUUUUCCUCCUUGUUUCUAUAACAAGCUAUGCGUAUUACAUCGUUCCAGGCUAUCUUUUCCCAUCACUAAGCGCUCUCUCCUUUGUGUGUUGGAUAUGGAAAGACUCCAUCACUGCACAGAAGAUUGGUUCAGGCUUGAAUGGCCUAGGCAUCGGUUCUUUUGGCCUUGAUUGGUCUACUGUUGCUGGCUUCUUGGGAAGUCCUCUGGCCACUCCCUUCUUUGCCAUUGCAAAUACAUUAGUUGGGUUCUUUUUGUACCUCUAUGUGCUUGUUCCAAUUUCUUACUGGUAUAAUGUAUAUGAUGCCCAGAAAUUCCCUUUAUUUUCCUCUCACACUUUUGACUCCAAUGGCCAAACUUACAACAUCAGCAGAGUCAUCAAUGAGAAAACCUUCGAGUUCGACAAGGCUGGCUAUGAUCAGUAUAGCAAACUCUAUCUAAGUAUCCUGUUUGCAUAUAUUUAUGGAUUGAGCUUCGCUGGGUUAACGUCUAGUCUUUCGCACGUUGCACUCUUUGAUGGACACACAAUAUGGAAAAUGUGGAAGAAAACAACUGCUGCGUCUAAAGCUCAAUUUGGGGAUGUGCACACAAGAAUAAUGAAGAAGAACUAUGAUGAAGUGCCUCAAUGGUGGUUCCAGCUUAUCUUGGUUGUCUCAUUCGCGCUUUCACUCUACGUUUGUGAAGGAUUUGGUAAACAGCUUCAGCUUCCAUGGUGGGGACUCAUACUAUCCUGUUCCAUAGCAUUCUUCUUCACAUUACCUGUUGGGGUGAUUCAAGCAACCACAAACUCGCAACCAGGGCUUAAUGUGAUUACAGAGUUGAUCAUUGGGUAUAUGUAUCCUGGUAGACCUCUUGCUAAUGUGGUCUUUAAGACCUAUGGCUAUAUCAGUAUGGCUCAAGCUCUCAGUUUCAUAGGAGACUUCAAAUUAGGUCAUUAUAUGAAAAUCCCUCCAAAAUCAAUGUUCAUUGUACAGUUAGUAGGAACUAUAGUUGCUUCGUCAGUGUGUUUUGGCACAUCUUGGUGGCUCCUCACAACUGUUCCCCACAUUUGUGACACAAAUUUGCUACCAGAGGGGAGUCCAUGGACAUGUCCUGGAGAUGAUGUUUUCUACAAUGCUUCAAUCAUCUGGGGCAUUGUAGGACCUCUCCGAAUGUUCACAAAAGAAGGUGUCUACCCAGAACUCAAUUGGUUCUUCCUAAUAGGCCUAGUUGCCCCAAUUCCUGGAUGGCUCUUGUCGCAAAAAUACCCUGAAAAGAAGUGGAUCAAGAACAUCCACACACCGCUCAUCCUGUUAGGGCCACUGGGCAUGCCAUCAGCCAAAGCUGUGCAUUACCUGAGCUGGGGAGCUGUUGGAAUCCUGUUCAACUACUAUAUUUUCAGGAGAUAUAAAUUCUGGUGGGCUAGAUACAAUUACAUUUUAUCCGCUGCUCUGGAUGUUGGGCUUGCCUUCAUGGGUGUGUUGCUCUAUAUCACCCUUCAAUCGCAUGACAUAUUUGGCCCAGAAUGGUGGGGUUUGGACAACUCUGAUCAUUGCCCUCUGGCUAAGUGCCCCAUUGCCCCUGGCAUUGAAGUCCCUGGAUGCCCUGUGCUUUGACAUUUCUUAAAUUCGUCAGAAAGCUUCAGAAAUUCUCCUUUGUAAUCUACAUGGAUGACAUAGAUCGUACACAUUAUCUCACGUAAUUUGUUAUUAAGUUUAGGUUUUCUUGAAUGGCCUUUAAAAAGUCAAAGUGAUUUGAAUCAAAUUAUGGUCAUGAUGUCUUGUUAUAAAUUUAAUUUGGAUUAUUAA
Mangifera indica (mango) is the source of this 2678-nucleotide messenger RNA. RefSeq names its product oligopeptide transporter 1-like. The coding region runs from base 213 to 2486 and encodes 757 amino acids. Lineage: Eukaryota; Viridiplantae; Streptophyta; Magnoliopsida; Sapindales; Anacardiaceae. The transcript has 7 exons. Gene Ontology annotation, molecular function: oligopeptide transmembrane transporter activity. The record is from RefSeq and is a predicted model, not a curated record. Gene Ontology annotation, biological process: transmembrane transport.